Molecule: messenger RNA, 3393 nt
Organism: Haliotis rubra (blacklip abalone)
Lineage: Eukaryota; Metazoa; Mollusca; Gastropoda; Lepetellida; Haliotidae
Product: ferroxidase HEPHL1-like
Biological process (GO): iron ion transport
Cellular component (GO): plasma membrane
Molecular function (GO): copper ion binding; oxidoreductase activity
Source: RefSeq, a predicted model, not a curated record
AUGUGGAUAGCUAUAGUCCUCUAUUCACUAAUUCACCUUAGUUAUGGGCAUCCUAUUCACACGAGUAAGACUAUUGGAAGAACCCGAGUAAUCAACAUAGCUGCUGUCGACAUUGACUGGGACUAUGCUCCACUGGGCAACCUUGUCAACAAUGAUCCAGUUGCAAAUAACUUCAUCCAACGAGGUCCGAAUCGUAUAGGCAGCAAAUACUCAAAGGUUGUAUAUCGUGAAUACACAGAUAACAGCUUCUUGUAUCAAGCUCCGAGGCCUGCAUGGUUGGGCUACCUUGGUCCCGUGUUCAGGGCGGAGGUCGGAGACACAAUCCUCAUCAGAUUCGCCAACCUGGCCUUCAGAUGCAACCAAUCCUUCACCCUACACUCUCAUGGAAUCUUCUAUUUGAAGAAUGCUGAAGGGGCGCUCUAUGAGGACAACACAAGCGGUAAUGACAAGCUGGACGAUGCUGUGGCCCCUGGCCAGGUGUAUGCGUAUGAGUGGGUUGUUCGAGAAACGUUUGCCCCGACGGCCGAGGAUGAGAACUGUCUCCCCUGGGCCUACCACUCGCAUCGUGUAUCUACCAGGGACGUAGACGCCGGUCUCGUCGGCAUGUUCCUCACGUGCAAGAGAGGAACUCUCGACUCCAGUGGCCGUCGACGUGACGUUGACAAGGAGUUCAUUAUCUACCAAGACGUCGUCGACGAACAAAAGAGUUGGUGUAUUAGAGCCAGCAUUAACAACUGCAUGAACGUCACCGAGUGUACACGACUUCUCGACAACGAGGACGCUGCCUUUGCUGCCUCAAACACCAUGGCUCACAUAAACGGCUACGUGUACGGCAACCUCCCGGGCCUCGUGGUGAAGGUCGGCGAGAGUUGUGUGGCAUUUCUUCUCUCUCAACGUCGGUCUACAGAGCGCCCACAUCAACGGACAAGUUUUGUUGGUUCAAAAUCACAGGUAAAGUCGCAAAUGAACACAGUCACGUUUUAUCCGGCUACGUUCCGGUCAGCGCUGAUGAUACCCGAAAAUCCGGGCGUCUGGCUGUUUGCGUCGAGAAUCGCUACCUGGUACAGAAAUGGCAUGCAAGCAUUCGUCCUCGUUCAACCGAGACAGAAAGGCGGUUACGGUUCCCUGACGCCCUACUAUUCCGCCAUUGACUUCCUGUCACAUGACCACUUGCCGGGGUUAUCUGUCCAUGGCGGACAUUCUGGGAGUUACCUCCCUUACCACGACGACAUCCAUCCAAUCAAGCGGUACUUCAUCGCAGCAGAGAAGGUGGUGUGGGACUAUGGUCCGUCCGGUCAGGACUUGUUCUUUGGAGGAUCGCUGACGAACCCAAACAGCACUUCCUCGAAAUACUUCACCCGCAGCAACAGCACCAUCGGCGGCCAGUACGUGAAGGCGCUGUACAUAGAGUACACCGACGCCACCUUCACGCAGAAGAAGCUGCGGACCCCCGACAAGAUUCACCUUGGGCUGCUGGGUCCUGUCAUCAAGGCCGAGGUCGGUGACACAGUGGAGAUAGUCUUCCUCAACAGAGCCGACCGCAACUACUCCGUGUACGUUCACGGCGUCACAUUCCCCAAGGAACAGGAGGGAUUCGUCACCAGAGACCCUAACAGGAACGGUACAGUUGGUAAGUUCGCCCGGCCUGGCGAGACCGUGGUGUACAGGUUCCAGGUGACCGACAGCGUGUCACCCACCGAGGACGACCCUCCUUGUCUCACGUACACGUACCACUCCGCUGUUGACGUCGUCAGAGACGUGUACACUGGCCUCAUCGGACCAGUGGUCAUCUGUAAGAAGGGACACAGCUUUGACUGGAAGUCCGAGGUUGGACCGGGGCACUGGAGCAGUACUGGGUCCCCCACAGACCGGGAGUUCUACCUCUUGUUCCUUACCCUCAACGAGAAUGAGUCGUGGUACAUUGACGAGAACAUCCAGAGAUUUGCUCUGAAUCCCGCCAGCGUCGACAAGACAAAUGCUGGAUUUAGACUCUCAAAUACCAUGUUCUCGAUAAAUGGCCGAACGUUCGCCAACUUGCAAGGACUGGACAUGUGCGUCGGCGAUCACGUCACAUGGCACGUGUUUGGCCUUGGUGCUUUCCGGGACAACCACGGCGUCAACUUCAACGGCCAAACACUGGAGGUGGACGGCAACCACGUGGAGGGGAAGGUCAUCAUUCCUGGGUCCGGGGUUACUCUCCACUCCAUUCCGGACAGUGUUGGCCGUUGGUCAGUACAUUGUCGCACCAACUUCCACUACACCAACGGCAUGGUUGGUCUGUACGACGUCUUCUCUUGUGGUGCACAUCACUCCCCGCAGUGGGGCCAUCACCGACAUCAUGUGCGACGUUACUACAUUGCCGCUGUUGAAGCUGUGUGGGACUACGCCCCAGUCUUGACAGACCUGGUCACUGGACUCCCUCUCACCAACACCUCGCUGGACGGAUACAAGUUCAUCAAAGGAGGCCCAAAUUUUAUCGGCAGUAAAUAUAAGAAAGCCUUGUACCGUCAGUACACAGACAGUACCUUCACAACACAAGUACCACGUGGACCGGAACAAGAACAUCUGGGAAUUCUGGGACCGUUUAUCAGAGCAGAAGUAGGGGACACCGUUGAGGUUGUGUUCAAGAACCUGGCCUCCAGGGCCUACUCGAUCAAUCCCCAGGGAUUGUUUUACAACAAGGCCAGCGAAGACAAUGCGGUACCGCCAGGUCAAACGUUCGUGUACCAUUGGGAGGUACCCAAGAGGUCAGGCCCUGGCAAGAAUGACCCCAACUGUAUCAGCUGGUUGUACCAUUCAUCCGUUGAUUCCACCAAAGACAUCAGUAGUGGUUUGGUCGGACCUCUAGUAAUAUGUAGACCUGGGGUGUUGAAUGCUUACGGUAAACGUACGGACAAGAUAAACCGCGAAUUUGCUCUUCUCUUUCUAAUAUUUAACGAAAAUGACAGCCAUUAUCUGCAGGAAAAUGCUGCGACGUUUGCACCUAACCGAACCAACCUUGGCGACGACGAUUUUGAAGACAGUAAUGAGAUGCACGCUAUCAAUGGGCUUAUUUACGGGAACGUUCGUGGAUUAACCAUGACAGAGGGAGAGACUAUCGCCUGGCAUAUUCUUGGUCUCGGGAGUUCUGGCGAUAUUCAUCCUGUCCACUUCCAUGGACAGACGUUUAUACACCGCACCGACAAGGCCCACCGCAAUGAUGUCAUUGAGGUUUUUCCUUCCACAACUGAGACGGUUGAGAUGUUCACUGAUAACCCCGGUACGUGGCUGGUCCACUGCCACCGGGAUCACGUGAAGUUUGGAAUGGAAGCUGUUUACACAAUCAAUCCGAAAAAUAGUAUUAUAGGCCCACGUCAUGUCAAUCACUUUUUAUUCCGACCAAAUCAUUAUUAA